CUCUAAACUCACCCUUCAAAGUUUCAACGUGGAGAUUGUCCUGAAAAGUGGUGGUGCGCGUUCACAGACAGUUCAUUGUUUCUCAGAGUCAGAGUCAGGGAGACGCUGCGUUUCUAUCCCAAUGUCAUGAUGGCCGACUCUGGUAGAGACGGGGCAAGCAACGAGGAAGACAUCCUGACUUUGUUCGAAGGCUUUCGUGGUGAAUUGGAGGCCAGCAAUGCUGUCCGUGAGGAGAUCAAAGCGGUCAGUCAGAGCAUGGAUGCCGAGACCCGCAAGAUGCAGGCGGCACUGAUGGGGAUUCAUGCGGGGACGGAUGAAGCAGUGGCAAGUGCGGUUGCGAAAGUCCGCGAGCACCUAGAGCCCCUGCGCACCCUGAAUGCUCAACUGGCGGCGAUCAUGAAGCAGCACCCAGGGCAGUACUACAGGUAUCAUGACAUCUGGCGGCACGUCCACACCAGCUGUGCUUUUCUAGUGGCGUUUGUGCACUGGCUGGAACACGGGACGCUGCUGACGCACGCACAAGUGGAGUCCGAGCUUCAAUUGCGGCAUGAGGAGUUCGGGAUAGACCUGGAGGACUACCUCGUGGGGGUAUGCAGCGUCUCCAAUGAAAUGCCCCGCUACGUGGUCAACCGGGUCACAGCUGGCGACUAUGACUGUCCGGCCAAGGUGGCGUCUUUUCUUAGCGACCUAUACGCAGCCUUUAGGCUGCUAAACCUGCGAAAUGACUUCCUCCGGAAAAGAUUCGACGGCCUCAAGUAUGAUUUGAAGCGAGUCGAGGAGGUGCUAUACGACGUCAAAAUACGAGGGCUGCAGUCUCGAAGUCAGCCCGGAUGAUUGUCGUCCUUGUGUAGAUAGAGAGGACGUUAGUGCGGAGUGGAAAGGGAAAGAGGACGGACCAUCAUGACACUGAUACCCUCGUGCGCGCACCUUUUCACAGCGCAAGUAUUAGUCAGCCGGCAUAAGCAGCUGGUGAUAGUCCAACAUGUGGCAAAGUCACAUACACGCAUGUUUAGAAACGACCUCCUAGCUACACAAAGCCUGCAGGAGAUUUGGACAACAUGACUAGGACUCACGUAACGAAUGAUACAGCUUGAUUUAGCUAUUCAUACUUGCAUCCAGAUUGGUCUCAUGCACAGUCCGAUCCGCGUGGCGCCGCGCUGG
Klebsormidium nitens is the source of this 1161-nucleotide messenger RNA. NCBI's taxonomy places the organism in Eukaryota, Viridiplantae, Streptophyta, Klebsormidiophyceae, Klebsormidiales, Klebsormidiaceae. The record is from the annotation of a GenBank genome assembly.